ACUUAUUCUACCCGCAAGUCUACUCAGCUACCAGCCAGGGCCACAGCUGCUUAUACGCCCAGCUCCGCGAAUAGAGUCAUCCGCUACCGACUACAUCCCGUAACAACACUCUUGCAACCCGCUAUACAUUGCUACGUACCGCCAUCAAUCGAUAUCGGCCGUUUCAGCCCACUUAACUACAAUUCACAACACCACAGCGCUGGACCAGCCUCUCUCAUUAAGCUAAAUCCUCCUUAACCGACUAAUCGUUUACUCUGCUAUCUACUAUGGCGUCUUCCUCAACGUUACUGAACGACGACUGGAAACAGGGUCUUGCUGCCCCUCCUAAAGACCUUCGUCCCCAAACUGAGGACGUUACCGCUACUCAAGGAUCUCGUUUCGAAGAUUUUGGCUUACGCCGAGAACUUUUGAUGGGUAUCUACACUGCUGGGUUCGAAAGACCUAGUCCUAUCCAAGAGCAAGCUAUCCCUAUGGCCCUUACAGGACGAGAUAUUCUUGCUCGAGCGAAGAACGGUACUGGAAAGACUGCUUCUUUCAUUAUUCCUACCCUUAACCGAAUCAACACUUCUCUAUCUCAUAUUCAAGCACUUAUCCUAGUUCCCACCCGAGAACUCGCCCUUCAAACAUCCCAAGUCUGCAAAACCCUUGGUGCUCACAUCCCUAACCUCCAAGUUAUGAUUACCACCGGCGGUACCACAUUACGUGACGAUAUCCUUCGUCUUCAACAACCUGUCCACAUUCUCGUCGGUACACCCGGUCGUAUCUUAGAUUUGGGAAGCAAGGGAAUUGCGAGUUUGAACAAGUGCGGUGUCUUUGUUAUGGAUGAAGCAGACAAGCUUCUCAGUGAAGAUUUCAUGCCUGUCAUUGAGCAGACUUUGGCUCUGUGCCCUCAAGAGAGACAGGUUAUGCUGUUCUCUGCUACUUUCCCAUGGACCGUCAAGGAAUUCAAGGACCAACACAUGGUUCAACCAUACGAAAUCAACCUCAUGGACGAACUUACUCUUAAAGGUGUCACUCAAUAUUAUGCCUAUGUUGAAGAAUCUCAGAAAGUCCAUUGCCUCAACACCCUCUUCUCUAAGCUCCAAAUCAACCAAUCUAUCAUCUUCUGCAACUCCACCAACCGUGUCGAGCUCCUCGCCAAGAAGGUCACUGAACUUGGCUAUUCCUGUUUCUACUCCCACGCAAAGAUGCAACAAGCCCACCGAAACCGAGUUUUCCACGACUUCCGUAACGGCAUGACUCGAAACUUGGUCUGUUCCGACUUGUUGACAAGAGGUAUUGAUAUCCAGGCCGUGAAUGUUGUCAUCAACUUUGACUUCCCAAGGACUGCAGAAUCAUAUCUUCACAGGAUCGGCCGAUCUGGUCGUUUUGGUCAUUUGGGUCUUGCCAUUUCUCUCCUCACUCUUGAAGAUAGACAUAACCUGUACCGUAUCGAAUCCGAACUUGGCACAGAAAUUGCCCCUAUCCCCGCCGUCAUCGAUCCUGUCCUCUAUGUCGCUCCUGCCAUGGUAGAGGAAGAGCGAGAAUCACCGCCCCCUAAGCCCGCUGCCAUCGCCGCUCCUCCCGCUCAGCAACAACCUCAACAACGACAACGACAACACCCUCCUGUGCCUUCCCACCAAGCUGCUCAGCAGAGCCCUGCUGCCGCGCCCGUCCAACAACAACAGCAGCAGCAACAACAACAACAACAACAACAACAACAACAACAACCUCAGUACCAACAGGCAUAUGGUCAGGGCCCACCCCAGCCUCAAGCCCUUUUCCAGCAGCAGCCCAAUUCUUCUCCCGCCCCGGCACCUUUGCCUUCUUAUUCUCAACAGGCUCCGACUCAGGCCCAGGGACCCGCGCCAGUGCAAUCUCCACCUCCCGCGCCUUCCACUCAGCCCCAGGCCCCUGCUCAAACCCCCAUUCAAGGCCAAAUCCCUCCGACUCAGCCCCGAGCUCAGCAACAAGGCCAGCAACAACCCGGUCAACCAGGUCAGGCGCAGGGUCAGAGUCAACCUAACAGACGGCCGAAUACUGGUGGCUUUAGGGGUAACGGACGAGGUCAAGGACAUAGAGGACGAGGUAGGGGGAGGGGAGGACAGCCCGGUCAGCCUGGUGCCGGUGCCGGUGCGGGCCAGAGCCAACAGGCUCAAGCCUAAGCGGCGUAAGGCAGGUGUAGUAUAAUAAAAGGAGGAGCGGGAGGGGUGCGACAUGAAAAAAAGGAAGUAAUGAUGGCAGAUGAAAGGGAAGCCGUCGCUAUUAAGAGGUAUAUACAUCAAGAAGAAGUAGAAGAUGAUAAGGGAAAUAGGGUGAAGGACGUGAUUGGAACCUAAGAAAUUCAACCUUCUUCAGUGGUAAAAGCAAGGCCACGCGGAAUAUCACACGGAUCGCCGCUGUUUUCUCAACAAAAUCAGCGGUAGCAGAAGUCGAAUGAUAGGAAAGAAAUUAAGAAAUGGGAAGUGGGAAGCGGUAUGGAGGAGAGGGAAUAGGGGAUGAAGCACGGGUGGAGGAAGUUUUUUUUUUCUUCCUUGAAUUCAUUGUAAGCAGCGUGGAAGCCCCUCAUCCAUAGGCGUGGACAUGCAUACCAUGAAUUGAGAAAUCGA
Cryptococcus deneoformans JEC21 is the source of this 2588-nucleotide messenger RNA. Its product is annotated as RNA helicase, putative. Gene Ontology annotation, biological process: cytoplasmic stress granule assembly; P-body assembly. Lineage: Eukaryota; Fungi; Basidiomycota; Tremellomycetes; Tremellales; Cryptococcaceae. The record is from RefSeq and is a predicted model, not a curated record. Gene Ontology annotation, molecular function: mRNA binding; RNA helicase activity; ATP binding. Gene Ontology annotation, cellular component: P-body; cytoplasmic stress granule. Bases 267 to 2144 code for a protein of 625 amino acids. The transcript is spliced from 8 exons.